Molecule: messenger RNA, 474 nt
Organism: Podarcis lilfordi (Lilford's wall lizard)
Lineage: Eukaryota; Metazoa; Chordata; Lepidosauria; Squamata; Lacertidae
Source: the annotation of a GenBank genome assembly
AUGUGUGUCCUGAGCGGAGAGUAUUUCCAGCCCCCCCCCCCCCGAUCCACUGUGUGUGCCUUUCCCUCAACCUUUGGUGGAGGGAUUGUCUGCCUCCAAAGACAACAGAGAAAGGGCCACCCGUCUGAGGCCUUUUCUCACCUCUCUGAAACCACACAAGCACCACGGCCGGCCUUGCAUGGGUGCAAAGGGCAAGGAGGAAGUGGAAGGAAUUGUUCCAGCUGCGAAUGGCUGUGUCAGAUCAGAGCCAGGAGGACAAGGCAGUCCAGCCUUCCACCUCCUUUGCCAUUUUGUGUUUUUUUCCCCAGGAACGUGAUCCUCCAGUUUCUCGAUCUGGGCUUGGCUCUCGGCUUACUCCCCUGGGAAGGCUGCAAAAGGGAUGUGUGGCAGGAGCUCUUUCCGCUCUUGCCUUCUGUUCAGGUGGUGCUGGGCACCACAGCAGUUGCCUCCCGUGUCUUGUCCUAUAUUAAAUAA